GCCGGGCCGCCGCCCAGCCUCGGCGGCGGCCCCGCGGCCGCCGGCGGAGGCCUCCGCGGGCCACGCCCGGAGCCUGCUGCCCUUCCCAAGGAGAGCCCAGACGAGGCGGAGCAGCCGCGGCCGGCCGGCACCUCGAGGUCUCUGAGGGCCUCCUUCGACGGCACGGGCACCGCGAGCCAGCGCACGACCCACAGGCACAGCUCGAGGAGCGGCUCCCUGAGGCGCAGCUCCAGCAGGGCGGCGCUGGCGAGCACGCACCUGCACGGCACCUUCCCCAGCGACGCGUUCCGGGUGAACGCUGCAGAUGACGUCCUGGAUCUCGACGUCUCGCACAACUCCAUCUCCGACCUCAACGGCAGCCGCCUGCUCGCGUGGCUGCCCCAGCUCCGAACCGUCUGCCUGGCCGGCAACCUCCUCACCAGCGUCACCAGCGUGCUCCCGCUCGCGGCCCUGCCGCACCUCCAGAGCCUCGACGUCCGCGACAACCCGUGCCAGCCGCCCGGGGGCCGCCCCGUGCUCCUGGCCCUGCUGCUCGUGCCGCUCCUGGCCCACGCGCGCCGCGCGGCCCGGCUCCGCCCCCCGCAGCUCGGCCCGGGCCGCGGCGCGGGGGCGCCGCCGCGGCCGCGCGCGGCGGGCGGCGAGCCCGCGCCCGCGGGCACGGGGCGGGACCCCGUGCUCGCGGAGGUGGUGGCCUGCGCCCGGGCCCGCCUCACGCGCCUGCGGGAGCUGGGGGCGCGGGCGCGCAGCGGCGCGAGGGAGGAGUGGAGGCCCAGCCACGUGGCCGAGCUCCUCGCGAAGGGCCGCGCCUACCUGCCGGCCGCGAGCGCCCACACGACGCCGAUCGCUGCCCGGGCGUGCGGGAGCGGCGUCGCGGCCGGGGCGAGCGGCCACUUCCCCAGCCUCGUCGCCCUCGACGGGGAGGACAUCUUCGUGCACACGCUCGAGAGCGCGGCGGAGGCGGCGAGCCAGCUGCUCCUGGACGGAGCCGCGCCGGUGGCCAGGGCCGCGGGCAAGCGGAGCCGCGCGGUCGGAGGCUUCGACCUGCACCGGAGGAGCCAGGAGCACAUCAAGGAGUUCCACGCCCGUUUCCGCCGCGAGGUCCGGGAGUUCCAUCGGCGCCUCGAGGAGCGUGACCGCGAGAAGCGGAAGGUGGCGCGCAGCCUCUCCACGUCGGGCUUGGAGGGCCUUGAGGACCCCAUCGAGUUCGGCCUGGACGACGUGACCCUGCACCCACGCAGGAUUAUUGCUCCGGCGUCCCCAGUCGCCGCCUCGGCCGAACGGCUUCUGGAGGCGGCCGACGCUGGGGACACUCCAGAUGUCGGGCCGCUCGAGGACGACGAGCGGGCGUUCAAGGCGAUGGAGACGCAGCUCUGGUCGGACUUGCGCCACGAGGAGCUCCGGCUCGAGGCGCCCACCGUGGCCUUGCCCAAGAACGCGGAGUCGCCCGGGGCGCCGCGGAACGAGGCGUGGGAGGAGCAGGUGGCUGCCAGCAGGCGCGCGGCGGCGACGUCUGCGAAGCUGCCGGAGUGGCUGGGCAACUUCGUGCGCGUCCCGGUCCCGUUCAACGUCAGGGGGGUCCAGGAGCGGAACAGGGCCAUGGAGGUCGCCUGCGGCACGGCCAGCACGGAGGCGCUCGCGGGCGCCGUGGCCGCGGCGUUCGCCGACCCCCGCGGCCAGAAGGACCCCCGCGGCCACGGCCGCGCCCCCACCACAACCCCCUCGCCCGAGGCAGGGCCCGACCGGGGCGCCGCGCUGAAGAGGCAGCAGUCCCAGCGGCUCGCCAAGAAGCUGGGCCUGGGCGACGACACCUCGCACGAGCCCGAGGUGCUGCAGACCCUCCGCGCGAGCGGCACGCCCGGCGCCGACAGGCGAUCGAGCGUAGCGCUGCAACAGCGGCUGCAGCAGCUGGCCGAGGACUACCCGGAGGAAUUCAUGACCGCGACGGGCGACGAGCACCCGACGCUGCUCCAGUCCUCGCUGUGGGUCCUCGGCCUGCACGAGAGCCCGACCAGGCCCGACGGUUGGCGCCUGCGCUCGGUGCGGCUGACGGAGGGCGGGCAGCUCUGGGUGGGGCCCGAGCUCGGCCAGGAGGGCCCCGCGAAGCUGCACCUCGGCGGGCGGAGCGUGAUGAGCCUGCAGGUGCAGCGGUGCCGGCCGGGCGUCGAGGCCGUCUCCUCUUUGCACGGGCUGCCGGUGUUCCCGUUCCGGAUCGACCUGCUCGGGGGCCGAGCGAAACGAGCAAAGCAUUUCGCCGCGGCGAGCGCGCAGAUGUGUGACGACUGGAUGCGCGCUUGCAGAGGCCUGUUGCAUUCGGAGGUGGAGCUGCCGGGAUCCACGCCCGCAGAGUGAUGCGCCACGGGACCGUUGUGUACGCUCUCUGGGCAUCUCUGCUGCACGCUGCCAUGAACUGUCGGCGCAGGCAGAAGAGCAACAGACAAGAGUUCUCACCGUGAGGAAGAACACGAUGACCAUGACGAAGAUGUCGCAGGAUCUUGCCAUCGCCCGUCUUGGUCAUGGUCCAUGCCGGCCGUCUCCCAUCCACGAGGAGCGAUGACAAAGAUCGGCACCGACGUUUCCGCGUUCAGUCUUGGGUCAUGGUCGCGGAGUUUUAUCCUUCGAUUUCAGAUUACAGUCGGAGAAGUGGUAUCACGGUGUAUGGACUUCGCACGGGAACCACCAGCAUCUUAUGCCUCCACCGCUCCGCACUCUCAGCGGACGCGGCGAGGUGCAGACGGUGCCUCGGGACGCUUGGCCAAUCUCGUGGCGUUUGGCACCGUUCGAAUCGCUCUGCAGAUUGCUCAUGUUAGGGUCUUCGUUCACAGAGAGACGUCUCACGGUGGAUUGCCUUUUUGCUGCUAGUAACUUCGGUACGCUGCCAUGAGCCAGAGAAGGAGGACUAGGGUUUUUUCGCGACCUGUUUUGCAGGGCGCGUGCUUGUCGUACUGUUGCGUGUGAGGAAGUAUUCGGAUUCAGUUCCGGAAAGCUUACCCAUUGCAGACAGAGAAUUGUGAAUAUUCG
Prorocentrum cordatum is the source of this 3018-nucleotide messenger RNA. The record is from the annotation of a GenBank genome assembly. Lineage: Eukaryota; Dinophyceae; Prorocentrales; Prorocentraceae.